UGUGUGGCAGUACAAUCUUGUCACGUUUGAACCUGUUGCUGUUUUACUUACAGAGAAGAAGAAACAAACGCGCUAUCGGCGAAAUCGCUACUGGAAAUAUAAGUUAAUAGUGUUUUAUAUUCAGAUAUUUGCUUCUCAUCAGAUGUUAUGGAAGUAAAACCGUUGCACUGAUCAAGUCUUCGAGUUCAAUUAAACGCACACUAGUUACUGGAGCACAGUGGGAUAUGUGAUACGAAGGUUUGGCAUCACUAGCAGCCUGCCCAGCAGCAUUCACCACGGCGGGGGAAAUCCGACCCAUUGUGUGCAGGGUGGUUAUCUACCUACAGCGGGACAUGUCAGGAGAGAGCUGCCUGCACCAGCUUCAACCACAAAUCGGGCCCAUUGUGUCAGUCUCUUCAGCGGCUUGUCCCAAGACUAAGACUUGCACCUACAGUGGUGUAUCUGGAAACAAAUACGUGCAGCUCAAUGUUGGUGGAAAUCUUUACUAUUCAACACUGCAAGUUCUCACCCGGCAGGACACCCUGCUGAGGUCCAUGUUCAGUGGAAAAAUGGAGGUACUUACUGAUAAGGAAGGUUGGAUUCUAAUUGAUCGGUGUGGGAAACACUUUAGCUCAAUUCUCAGCUAUCUCCGUGAUGGAUUUGUGACCUUGCCUAAAAGCAGACAGGGUGUCAUGGAGCUCCUGGCGGAAGCCAAGUAUUACCAGAUCCAAGGAUUGAUAGACUUGUGCCAGAGGGCUCCGCAGGAUAAUAAAGAAAAGGCAUUCUGUGUUAUCCCAGUCAUAACAUCUCCAAAAGAGGAAGAGAGACUUAUACAAGGCUGCGUAAGGCCUGCUGUGAAACUGCUAUACAACCGGGGUAACAACAAAUAUUCUUAUACCAGCAACUCGGAUGACAACUUACUCAAGAAUAUUGAGUUGUUUGAGAAGCUAUCGCUGAGCUACAGUGGUCGUGUGCUGUUUAUAAAAGAUGUCAUUGGAGACGAGAUCUGCUGCUGGUCCUUUUACGGUCAGGGCCGCAAGCUAGCAGAAGUCUGCUGCACAUCCAUUGUUUAUGCUACUGAGAAGAAGCAGACAAAGGUUGAGUUUCCAGAGGCAAGAAUCUAUGAGGAAAUGCUAAAUGCCCUGCUUUAUGAGACUCUCCCGGUCCCAGAUAACUCCUUGUUGGAGGCCACCCGAAGGCGUAACAAUUGUUGCUCACACAGUGAAGAGGAGGAAGCCGUGGAGCUGAGGGAGCGUGUGCGUCGCAUCCACAUCAAAAGAUACAGCACUUAUGAUGACCGACCACUUGGACAUUAGCCUAGCUGUGAAUCGAGGCUUUGCCACUAGUGCCUCAGUUUUUGCAAUGACUGUGGAGAACACUAAACUACCAGCAUCAAUCUCUGAGAGACCAUAUUACCACAUUUUUAAUCACCACCUGAAUAGGUUGCUGCUUUGUUAAUUGGCUGUAAGAGGAGGCUUGACAAUUGGUUUUGGAGAUGUAAUGCCAUUAAUGUGAACAUAACAAAUAAGGUUGAUGUAGCUUGCUGUCAGUUACUUCGUUUUAAUUUAUUUACCUCAACAUUUCAUUAAAAAUCUUUAGAAAUUAAUAAACCUAAUCAUAGAACUUUUAUAUUUGAUAGCAUGUAUUAACGAUUUCUACUAACCUUACAGGAUCAUAUACUCCUUUACAAUCAUUAUUUAUGCCUAUAUCAAUCAUCCAUACUGUGAUUUAAGUUAUUCAUAUGAAAUAGGUUUGAUCAAAUGAAAUCAUGUAUUCAAACUUGUAGUGUUGCAUCAAGAAAAUAACGUUACAAGUUUAUGAUUUGUCUGUUAGGAGGAUGAAGAGAAAGGGAUGGUUCACCCAAAAAUGAAAAUGUUCUUAUCAUUUACUCAGCCUCGUGCCAUCUAAGAUGUGUAUGGGUUUCUUUCUUCUGCAGAACACAAAGUUUUUAUGAAGAAUAUUUUAGUUGUGAAUGGUGACCCUGCCCCUCAAGCUCCACAAAUCACAUUAAAGCAGCAUAAAAGUAAUCAAUGAGACUAUUGUUUUAAUAAAUGUCUUCAGAAGAUAUAUUAAAGGUAUGGGUGAAAAACAGAUAAAUUUGAUCAAGUCAUUUUUUUUACUAUAAAUUCUCCUCCCUGCCCAGUAGGUGGCAAUAUGCACAAAGAAUGUGAAUUGCCAGAAGAAAAAAAAAGUGUGAAAGUGAAGAAGGACUUAAAAAUUGAUCUGUUUCUCUAGCACACCUAUCAUAUCCCUUCUGAAGAUAUGGAUUUAACCACUGGAGUCUUAUAGAAUACUUUUAUGCUGCCUUUAUAUGUUUUUUGAGUUUCAAAGUUUUGGUACCCAUUCACUUGCAUGGACCUGCAGAGCUGAAAUAUACUUCUAAAAAUCUUUGUGUUCAGCAAAUGAGGGUGAGCAAAUGAUGAGGGAAUUUUAAUUUUUGGGUGAACUAUUCCUUUAAUGCCUAAUGAAUUAUUAUGAUCAAUAGUUUACUUUCCAAUUAAUUUAUGAUCAAAGCAUUUUUUUGAACACAAAUGUUUAUUUUGAUCUAGCUCUAAUUUGUAUCAGUUGUACUCUCUACAGCAGACUUUUUGUGUGAUUCAUGUCCUUAUUGUCUUAUACCAAAAUUAAGCGGCAUUAAAAUAUUAAGUAUGAACUUUAUUGUUUUUAUGUGCAUACUAGAAUUGUAUAAAUGGAUUUCGUUGUUAUGCAUCUGUGCGAUUUAUAUGGUAUGCACAGCUGUUUCCUGCCACAUCAGGAGGAUGUGAGACAAUCAACCUAAGCAGUAUCUGGGAUGCAAUAGGUCAUAUUCCCUCCCCUAUGAAUCGAAUCAUGCCAUGGUAAACGUCUAAUGAUAAUAAAUUGAU
Molecule: messenger RNA, 2843 nt
Organism: Xyrauchen texanus (razorback sucker)
Lineage: Eukaryota; Metazoa; Chordata; Actinopteri; Cypriniformes; Catostomidae
Gene: tnfaip1
Product: tumor necrosis factor, alpha-induced protein 1 (endothelial)
Exons: 7
Coding region: 333-1295 (320 amino acids)
Biological process (GO): negative regulation of Rho protein signal transduction; protein homooligomerization; protein ubiquitination
Cellular component (GO): Cul3-RING ubiquitin ligase complex
Molecular function (GO): protein binding; ubiquitin-protein transferase activity
Source: RefSeq, a predicted model, not a curated record